AGCUGGAAAUUAAUUUGGUCGAUUUUAUCGUCGUCGUGCGUAUGUAACUACGUGGUGAAUGCAUAUUUCUGAAAAUGGGAAUUGAAAUUUGUCCUCUGGCUGAGCGGGAGGUCCUACAAAUGAGGCGAUAAUUCAAGCGGUAUCUCUUCGUUGGAUGUUGGAUGUGGAUGUUUCGAUCCGUAAUCUUUAGAAAGCAGCUAGAAUUCUCUUAUCACCCACAAUAAACGGAGAAUGUGGACAUGACCAAGUGCGCGAAUGGAUCCGGAUUCUUUGAACUCCAAGUGCUCGAGAUGGCCAACCCUCGGUCCGAGCUAACGACAGGGCAGUGCUGUGGGGGGGCCGUCCGCAACCCCCUCACCUCGCGUUGCACCACCCCUUGUAACACUUUCUUCCGGCUGUGCCUCAAAGAGUACCAGAGCAACGUGACGAGCACCGGUACUUGCUCCUUCGGGAACACCUCGAGCAGCGUGCUAGGACAGAGUUCGUUCACCUUGGCCGAUCCAGAAAGAGGGAAGCUGGUGCUGCCUUUCUCGUUCAGAUGGACGAGAUCCUUCACGCUUAUCCUGCAGGCUGUGGACCACAACAACUUCACAUCACCAGGUACUCAAGAAAUCAUAGACGAAGCUACUUAUUCCGGAAUCAUAGAUCCUAGUGCUGAGUGGCACACUCUCAACCACCGAGGACCGAGGGCUAGUUUAACGUACCGGGUGAGGGUGAAAUGUGACACCCACUAUUAUAACGCCACCUGUACCAAAUUCUGCAGACCGAGGGAUGAUAAAUUCGGUCAUUACAUAUGCGACGCCAACGGAGACAAGGAAUGUAUCGAUGGAUGGAAAGGAGCGACUUGCGAUGUUGCGGUGUGCAAGCCAGGAUGUCAUCCGCUACACGGAAAAUGCGACAACCCAGGAGAAUGCAAUUGCCGACCAGGAUGGCGAGGGGAUUUCUGUGAUCAAUGUGAGCCAUAUCCUGGCUGUAAACAUGGAUAUUGCAACGGAUCUUCCUGGCAAUGUAUAUGCGACACAAACUGGGGUGGAAUACUUUGUGAUCAAGAUUUGAACUACUGCGGAACCCACGAACCGUGCAUGAGCGGAGGUACCUGCGAGAACACCGCGCCAGACAAAUACAUGUGCACUUGUCCAGACGGAUUUUCGGGGAUAAACUGCGAGACUGUGGACAACCCAUGCGCUCCAGCCCCUUGUCUACACGGUGGCACCUGUUUGGAAGAAGGAGGAUCUUUCAGUUGUGAAUGCGCACCUGGCUGGACCGGUCCUACCUGUAAUAUAGAUAUAGAUGAAUGCGCUUCAGCUCCAUGUCAGAAUGGCGGAACGUGUGUCAAUCUUGAGGAUUCCUUCAAGUGCGAUUGUCCACCAGCCUGGGAGGGAAAUGUCUGUCAGUUCGAUGCUGAUGAAUGUUUAGCACACCCCUGCAUCAACGCUUUUUCCUGUACUAAUUUGGUUGGAGAUUAUCUCUGUAAAUGCAGGGUGGGUUGGAUGGGAAAAAACUGCGAUCAAAACAUCAACGAUUGCGUUGGACAGUGUCAACAUGGGGCAACUUGCAUAGAUUUAGUCAACGACUAUCAUUGUGCCUGCCAACCGGGAUACACAGGCCGGGACUGCGCCACUGACAUAAACGACUGCGCUUCCAACCCUUGCAAGAAUGGGGGUGAAUGCGACGACUUGGUCAAUGGCUACAGGUGCAUCUGCCCUGUGGGUUUCACCGGGCAUGAAUGUGAGAACGAUUACGAUCACUGCAGUCCAGAUCCAUGUCAAAAUGGCGCAUCGUGCUUCAACACCCAGCAGGACUACUAUUGCCAUUGUCCUGAAGGAUGGCAGGGUAAAAAUUGCAGCCAACCUAGAUUGCUAUGCGACAAUCCACCUUGUACAGAUAUAGCUUUAGGAAACUGUGAUGGCAUCUGCGGUGACCACGGAAGAUGCGUCAGCCUAACAGGAAUCGGACAUUCAUGCCAAUGCGAACCAGGCUACACUGGGAAAUACUGCCAUGAGAAUAUCAACGAUUGCAAGAUAAACCCUUGCGAAAAUGGCGGAACUUGCGUGGAUAAAGUCAAUGCAUUCCAGUGCAUAUGCAAGGAGGGGUGGGAGGGUGCUCUUUGCAAUAUAAAUACUGACGAAUGCAACCCCAACCCAUGCAGAAACAACGGUACUUGCAUCGAUGGUAUAGCCGAUUUCGAAUGCGAAUGCAAAAACGGAUGGAAGGGUAAAACCUGCAGUUCUAGGGACAGCCACUGUGAUCACAACACUUGCAAAAAUGGGGGUACUUGCCAAGACCUAGGAAACACCUUCGUAUGUCGCUGCUUAUCAGAUUGGGAAGGUACAAUGUGCCAUAUAUCCAAGCAGGCUGCUUGCAGAUCUAGUCCUUGCCUCAACGGAGGCACUUGUGUCAAUACAGAUGAUUACUAUAGGUGCAUAUGUCGGGAUGGUUUCCAAGGUAACCAUUGUCAAGAUGACGUGAAUGAUUGUCAACCUCAACCAUGCUAUAAUGGAGGAAAAUGCAUAGACGGUGUCAACUGGUUCCUUUGCGAAUGCGCAGCCGGUUUCACGGGUCCAGACUGCAGAAUCAACAUAAACGAAUGCGCAUCAAACCCUUGCGAUUACGGCGGAACUUGCAUAGAUGAGAUUGGCGACUAUCGGUGUAUCUGCCCUCCAGGGAGACACGGCAAAAGAUGCAACCUGGAUAAUAUUUCCUACCUGCCUUCUCCGGGUAGCUGCUUAUGGGGUGGGCAGAAUUUGGAUAACAACAUGACGUGGCAGCAUGAGUGUAAUACAUGCAUUUGUAACAAUGGAAUUGUCAAGUGCACCAAGAUUUGGUGUGGACUGAGUAACUGUCGCAACAGUCAUCCAACCACCAUUUGCAACUUGAAUCAAGUUUGCGUCCCUUCCUCUGCCGAGUCGUGCCUGUCUCCACCCUGUCAAGCUCAUGGAGAAUGUAGGGAUUUGGAAGGAGGGCGAAGAGUAAAGCCUCCACAGCUUCCAAGUCCUCCAAGCUGUUGGCCUAAUCAAGCAACCUUGAGUAACACCUGCGCACGGUUAACUUUACUUUUUGAUAGGAUGAAGUUACCAGCAGGUGUAACUGUUGAAGGAAUUUGCCUAGACCUCAGGAGAUUACUGGCAACCCAGCAAGCAGCUUCGGGAUUGCAAGAAGAACUGAUACUUCUAUGUGACCUCAAGUUAGAUUACAAUGACACCAUUGAAGUCACAUUGUUUGGUGAUAAAGGUGUUCUAGAUGGUAUAAGAGUUAUAGGUGAAGCCAUAUCAAGAAAACAAACAUCUUUACUUGCUCUCACAUCUAUAGUCGAAGUUAAAGUUGAAACAGCAUUAGUUUCUGAAGAAAAGCCUAGUAACAAAUACUUGAUAGUACUUAUUUGUUUCAUCCUCAUCGCUAUUGGUGCAGCAGUAGUAUUGUCGCUUUUAUAUCUAAGGCACAAGAAGAAAUCCUUAGGAAUGAGUGGCGUGAACUUAUCGCCAUCAGCGGAUUCAUGCCAUAGAAAUCACGAAGAUGAGAAAUCAAAUAACCUUCAAAACGAAGAGAACCUCAGGAGAUAUACCAAUCCCCUGAAGGACGACAUUGGAAGUAUGGGAAGUAUAAAUUCUACUGGAGCUUGCGGUAUGGACAUGCCCAAAGUGAGUGUUGUGCGGCCCCUAAGUUCAAUGAUUCCAAUGGAGAGUUCCAGUGAAAUGUUAGAAAUGAUUUCUGAAGUUGAUUGUCCAGGGUCAAGAAAAACAAUGCUUGUGAUGCCUGGUACAAGUUCAGAUACUAACAGUCUCAAAGGUUACAACUUGAAUGAGAGCAUCAAGGGUGAUGGCCUGAGUCCUGCUCAUCGUAGCAGUCAAAUUAUGCUUUAUAAAGCUCAAAAUCCUGAUGUUCGAAAAAAUACGGCUGCCUUUGAUGAUUCUUCAGGUCAUAAAGAUUUCAGUAAAAGUAUUAUUAAUGUGAAUAAGCAACGGACUUCCCAAAACACUUCACAAAACAGUUCAGACGUUUUGACAGUGCUUGUUUAAUGUGUAGUGGGCCAGUGAAAAUACAAUGAUAACUAUGGAACAUAUUUGACAGUUCAAACUAAUUUUACAGUGAUAAAUUAAAAGAAGUUUUAAUUUUGUGCAAUUUUAGUUCUAGUUUUACAACUUCAAACUUCAAAAUGGGAAUAGCAAAAUUUUUUCAAAACUUUUCUAGUUUAAAAUUUUUGUUUCCAACAUAAUCAAAGCCUCUGCUGAUAUGAAUUUUGAACAAUGUUAUGAACACAAGAAUUGUACUUUCAGUGACUUAAAAUCACCUUGAUAUUACAUAUGUCAUUUGAUAACAUUAAGGUAUUUCAAACAAUUUUCAUCAUCAUGAACUUCUCAAGCUGACUAAAAAAAUAUCAGUGAUCUCGUGAUUUCAAGAAGAAAGACACCUGGUGACAACACUCUGUAAUUAACCUAUAGUGUGAUAUUAAAUAAUAAUAAUUGUUUUUUUUUUAUAAAUAUUGUUAGACUUUGAAAUUAUUUUUAUUUAAAUGCAAUCAAAUAUCUCAUUUUAUGAAAUUGUAAAUACUAAUUUUGUGUUUGUCUAUUUAUAUUAUUUCGUAUUUGUUCCUGAUUUUUUAUAUAUUUUAAUUACUUUAUCUAUAAUUCUAAGAUUAAUAUAUAGUGUAAAUUGAAUUUUCAAAGGUGAAGCAUUAUUUACAAAACAAUGUCAUUGAACAUAAUGUGCUACUUAUUUAUAUGUCCUAACACCAUAACAUGGAAUUAACACUCAUCACUUGAACAGAAUAUUCAAUAUUGCAAUAUCAUUGUUUUGUAGUUUCAAAGAUGCUUUGCUGAAAAUGACUAUUGUACAUAUGUAUAUAACAUUCAAAAUAUCAUAAUUCAGUAUUGAGAACUAAUUAUAAUACUCAUUUUAAGACUUGUGUUGUAAGGCUCUACUGGUAAUAAUUUGCUGAUCAUUAUCAUUUUGCAAUUUAGUUUGGAAGAUUUUGAACAAUUGGAAGAAUAUCAACAAGAGUAUUGCCCUUUGAGUCCUUGAGAAUACAUUCUUUUUCUCUUUAGUGUACUUACUUAUAAGUGCAGUAAAUAUAUAAUAUAAGAAAAUAUGUUGGAAUAGUGCCUUCGAUCAAAUAGUCCAGAGAUAUUUGUAACUAUUUGUUUUUGUUCAAAGAUGAAUGUAAAUUUUGUAUAAAUUCUUUCUAUUUUUACAAUAUGCUUGUGUAAUUAAAUGAAAUGAAACGUGAAAGCUUCUGGAAAAAUGAAAUAAAGAAAGACUUUGAUUA
This is a messenger RNA of Coccinella septempunctata (seven-spotted ladybird), 5263 nucleotides long. RefSeq names its product protein jagged-1b (gene Ser). Bases 240 to 4016 code for a protein of 1258 amino acids. Gene Ontology annotation, biological process: cell communication; Notch signaling pathway; establishment or maintenance of epithelial cell apical/basal polarity. NCBI's taxonomy places the organism in Eukaryota, Metazoa, Arthropoda, Insecta, Coleoptera, Coccinellidae. Gene Ontology annotation, molecular function: Notch binding; calcium ion binding. The record is from RefSeq and is a predicted model, not a curated record. The transcript has 18 exons. Gene Ontology annotation, cellular component: plasma membrane; protein-containing complex.